Messenger RNA from Gallus gallus (chicken), 1381 nucleotides. It is a transcript of the gene MTFR1L, whose product is annotated as mitochondrial fission regulator 1 like. Gene Ontology annotation, biological process: mitochondrial fission; aerobic respiration. Gene Ontology annotation, cellular component: mitochondrion. The record is from RefSeq and is a predicted model, not a curated record. The coding region runs from base 170 to 1045 and encodes 291 amino acids. Lineage: Eukaryota; Metazoa; Chordata; Aves; Galliformes; Phasianidae. The transcript is spliced from 7 exons.
GGCCGUGGAGGGGGCGGUGCUGGGAGCGGCGCGGCGCGGCUCUGUCCUCUCUCAGCGAGAACCCCCCCAGCGCAGCCCUGAGCGGCGUACGAUGAGGCCAGAGCGCGUCCCCGGGAUCCGCAGCACGCAGCCCUGACCCCGCCCCGCUGGCGAACUGCCGGCGCCCGAUAUGGCAGCGGAGUCCACGAUCCCCAUUUGGCAGAACAAACCCCAUGGCUCGGCGCGCAGCGUUGUCAGGAGGAUUGGAUCCAACCUCCCUUUAAAGCCCUGUCCCAGAGCGACCUUUGAGGUUCUACGUAAUGUUUCAGAGCUCUAUUUAAAUGAUGCCCCUCCUGUUCCUACCCUGGCAGACAUUGGGUGGAUAGCAGCAGACGAUGAAGAAACAUACGCCCGAGUCAGGUCUUUGUCUUGUAGAAGUGACACUCGCCCACUGAAACACAAAUGGAAACCGAGUCCCUUCACGGUCAUACAGCGAAAUGCUUCAGUCCCCAACCUGAGGAAGCAGGAAGAGAAGCUGCUCGCCUUGAAGAAGCCUGGUUUACCUGCACUGAGCCGAACGACGGAGCUCCAGGAUGAGCUGAGUCACCUUCGGAGUCAGAUAGCUAAAAUUGUUGCUGCAGGAUCAGCUUCUGCUUCCUUCACCCCUGAUGCAUUAUCUCCAGGAAGUUCAAAUGCAUCUUCUCCUUUGCAUUGUUUUGGACCCUCUUUCCAAUCCACAACGUCCUUUGUCAUCAGUGACAUCACAGAGGAGGAGGCAGAACUCGAGAGCCCUGAGCUUCCAUCAGUCUCCAUGCUUUGUUCUACAACAUCUGAGUGCUAUAAAUCAGAACCAAAGGAUCCUGAUGAGGAGGAUUCUGUGUCUCUUUCCAAGGCCAGCAGUUUUGCAGACAUGAUGGGCAUUCUAAAAGACAUUCAUAGGAUGAAGCAGAGCAAAGACUUGAACCGAAGUUCUGUGAAGGAGGAAGACCCUGCUGUUCUUAUAGCAGAAGUCUUGAGAAGAAAAUUUGCCCUCAAGGAGGAAGAUCUGAGUCUGAAGGAGAAAUGAUGACCGUCGUUCAGCUCCGUAAGCAAAAGUGUUAAGCUCACAAAAUUUCCUCUACAGUAGCUGCCUUCCUAAGGAUUGAACCUUUUGCCACUUUUAUUUAUUAGGAAUUUUCUGCACUGGACACUUAAGAAAGACCCUAUGGAUUUGCCAUGUUUUCCAUGUAUUGUUAUAUUUAAGAAAAAAAACCCUUUUUAAGAUGAAAGUUGUUUUUUCCUCUGUAUUUUGAUGUUGAUGACUGGCUAAGGAUCUUCUACAGAGUGCAGUGAGUGCUGCUGGAUGAUGUUCUUUCUGCCUACUCAAAGUCACAUUAAAACUUUUUUUUUGUUGCAAUAUAAA